Triticum turgidum subsp. durum (durum wheat) is the source of this 1545-nucleotide messenger RNA. The record is from the annotation of a GenBank genome assembly. NCBI's taxonomy places the organism in Eukaryota, Viridiplantae, Streptophyta, Magnoliopsida, Poales, Poaceae.
AUGGCGGCCGCCGCCACCUCCUCCUCCCCGUCCCCGGCCACCUUCCGCGCCUCCAAGGUCUACGACGUGGCCGUCGAGACCCCGCUCGAGCGCGCCGCCAAGCUCUCCGACCGCCUCGGGGUCAGCCUCCACAUCAAGCGCGAGGACCUGCAGCCGGUGUUUUCAUUCAAGUUGAGAGGUGCAUAUAAUAUGAUGGCAAAGCUCUCCCGAGAGCAGUUGAACAAUGGUGUUAUCUGCUCCUCUGCUGGAAACCAUGCUCAAGGAGUUGCUCUUUCUGCCCAGAAACUGGGCUGUGAUGCCGUUAUUGUCAUGCCUGUGACAACACCAGAAAUCAAGUGGCGAUCAGUGGAGAGAUUGGGUGCGACAGUAGUUCUGAAGGGAGACUCAUAUGAUGAAGCUCAGUCAUAUGCAAAAUUACGGUGUGAACAGGAAGGCCGCACAUUCAUACCUCCUUUUGACCAUCCCGACAUCAUCGCUGGACAAGGAACUGUUGGCAUGGAAAUUGUUCGUCAACUGCAAGGUCCAUUACAUGCAAUAUUUGUACCUGUGGGAGGUGGUGGAUUAAUUGCUGGCAUUGCUGCCUAUGUGAAACGGGUCCGCCCUGAGGUCAAAAUAAUUGGAGUAGAGCCCUCAGAUGCAAAUGCCAUGGCAUUGUCCUUGUGUCAUGGCCAGAGGGUCGUGUUAGAACAUGUUGGAGGGUUUGCUGAUGGUGUAGCUGUCAAAGUUGUUGGGGAGGAGACAUUUCGCUUGUGUCAAGAACUUGUAGAUGGCAUUGUCCUGGUCAGCAGAGAUGCUAUUUGUGCUUCAAUAAAGGAUAUGUUUGAGGAGAACAGGAAUAUCCUUGAACCUGCUGGGGCCCUUGCCUUGGCAGGGGCUGAAGCUUACUGCAAACACUAUGGUUUGAAAGGGGAAACUGUGGUUGCAAUAAGUAGUGGUGCGAAUAUGAACUUUGAUAGACUUAGAUUAGUAACUGAGCUUGCUGACGUUGGUCGAAAACGAGAGGCGGUAUUAGCUACAUUUUUGCCAGAGGAGCAGGGAAGCUUCAAAAAGUUUGCAGAACUGGUUGGCCGGAUGAAUAUUACUGAAUUCAAAUACAGAUAUGAUUCUAACGGAAAAGAAGCCCUUGUUCUUUACAGUGUUGGCAUCUAUACUGACCAUGAGCUUAAAGCAAUGGUGGAACACAUGGAAUCAUCAGAACUUAAGACUGUGAACCUUACUGACAAUGAUCUCGCAAAAGACCACCUAAGAUACUUUAUUGGAGGCAGGUCAGAAGUAAAAGAUGAACUUGUUUACCGGUUUAUUUUCCCAGAAAGGCCAGGUGCUCUUAUGAAUUUUUUGGAUACAUUGAGCCCCCGAUGGAACAUCAGCCUUUUCCAUUACCGUGCACAGGGCGAAAGCGGAGCAAACGUAUUAGUUGGCAUACAAGUGCCACCGGAGGACGUCGGUGAAUUCAGGAGUCGUGCCGACAAUCUUGGGUAUGAAUACAUGUCUGAGAUGAACAACGAGAUCUAUCAUCUCCUUUUGCGCAGCCCCAAUAAGGUCUGA